Amphimedon queenslandica is the source of this 1029-nucleotide messenger RNA. RefSeq names its product ubiquitin carboxyl-terminal hydrolase 47-like. NCBI's taxonomy places the organism in Eukaryota, Metazoa, Porifera, Demospongiae, Haplosclerida, Niphatidae. The transcript is spliced from 8 exons. The record is from RefSeq and is a predicted model, not a curated record. The coding region runs from base 103 to 1029 and encodes 308 amino acids.
UUUUGUUCACACACACACAUGUACACAUGAUCUUUCCUUUCUCCUUAGAUAUAUGUAUCAUCAGAUCCUAUAGAUUUUCUAGAGAAAUACAAAGAUAGUUUGAUGUACAGAUAUGUUGAUUUUCACUUCAACUCAAUAAUACUAUUGGACAUUACACUACCCUUUCCUCAACCUGAAGCCACUCUCAGUACAACUAAUCUAACUGAAGGAGGAAUGAUAAUGAAUAUUAUAUCAAUAAAUGAAGAAGAUAAAAGAAAGAUACAAGUACAAGUUGAUAAGAGGGUAACAUUAGCUCAAUUGAAGGAGGAGCUAGUUCCACUGAUUGGUGUUCUACCUACUGGUUUUAGAGUGUACAGAAUCAGAAAUGAUGAAGAAUAUGAAAUGGAGGGACUGGAUGAGACAUUAAUGAAUAUCAUAUCUUUACCAAAAUUGAUAGUAAGACUGCAUGGAGCCAGAAUUAAAUUAUAUUUAUUACAAGUUAACGAUACAGACUUUUGUAAAUAUAUGAUGGAGUCUGUUGUUGCUGAGGAUACACCAGUGAGAGAAUUUAAGAAACAAAUUAUUUAUGGAGCAAAAGUACAAGGAAUUGACUGUGUCCUUAAAUUAGACAAAAUGAGAUUACGGGACAAGAGAGGAGUGUACCCUUGUAGAGUAUAUCUUGAUGAUCAGAUGAUUCAUGCUAUUGAGGGAAUAUAUUAUGUGGAACCAUUGAAAGGACCAGAGAAGAUGAAGCAUGAUACACAGAUACAGGUGUAUGUUAUAAGAUGGCGUCCAUCGCAAUGUUCAGUUGAUCCAAUAGAAGAAAUUUUACUGGACAAUGAUAAUGAUCUUAAGCAUGUUAUUGAAAAGGUAAUCAUGAUUUUAUCAUUGCACUGGAAUUUCAGUACUAAUGAUCUUCUCCUAACAUCUUCAGCACUUAAAUCUUUCUUAAGUACAACUUUAGUCCCUUCCACUUUAACAAGGUUAUCUUGGACCAGUGGUACCUCACUGGUAGCAGCUGCUAACUCGUCAUUGGUAGGAGCAACCUAA